AUGCACUUGAUUUAAAGUAGCUAAGUCUUUAACUCAAUAUCAUCCAAAGUCUUUGACAUUGAAAACACGAAUUAUUUGUCAGUUUAAAACAACGUUAAUGUUGUGAUCUUACCGAGAAAAGAUGGGCUUCUGAUAUCCAAUAUUUAAGACAAAAUAAACAUUUUACCAUUGGUACACGAAUCACGUACCUUAAUGCGUUUCAGCGCCAUAUGUAACAAGGGACUUGAAGAACAAGGCUAGACAAACGGUGACAUCAUAUUCUUAAUCUGGAGAGCACGCGCAAUAAAUGCUAUUGGUGUAGACUGGAAUAACAAGAUGCUAGAGAUUGUCACUCGAUUGAGACUUCUGACAUAUUUCGCCGAACAUAACUGAUUAGAAAUUAAAGUAAAAACAGAAUCAAUAUGCCCCAAACAACAGGAGCGGAUGCACCAACUGAUGCUAAUGGAUUAACCAAUAAUCCACCAACUUCUAGUGAUAGUCAACCUAUUGGUAUUUAUGGUUGGAGAAAAAGAUGUCUUUAUUCGUUUAUAUUAUUUCUUAUGGUGGUAGUUAUCAUGAAUCUAGCUUUAACAAUAUGGAUUCUUAGAGUUUUUGAUUUCUCAGUGGAUGGUAUUGGAAGAUUACGUAUGACACCAAAAGGUGUGAGAUUAGAUGGUGAAGCUGAAUUCCUUAAAUCUGUUUACACACAAGAAAUCAGAUCCAAAACGGGAGAUCCUUUAUAUGUAGAAUCGAGUCAAGAAGUUAAAAUACAAUCUAGAAAUAAAGCUAACCAUGUUACAAGUAGUCUUAAUUUAGAUAAUGAAAAAUUUCAAGCAAAAUGUGAAAUAUUUGAAGUUAAAGAUAGAAAAGGAAAAAUAAAGUUUUUAGUUAGUAAGGAUAAAGUUAUUAUUGGUACAGAUGAAGUCAAAUAUAACGGAGAAGUUAUAUUUGAUGGGUCUAUAGAAACACCAUCUUUAAGGGGACCAAUAUCUGAAGAACUAAAAAUCGAGUCACCAUCAAGUUCCGUGGAAAUUUCCGGAUCAGCUGGAGUUUCUGUACAGGCGCCAGCAGGGGAUGUGGAGCUGAAGAGUCAGGACAAUAUACGUUUACAGACGUCUUCUGGUGCUAUACAUUUGGACUCAAAAGAUAUAUUCUUAAAAAAUAUAAAAGAAAGCGAUACCAGUGGUAUACAAGGUGUUAGCUCCUCAGACAUUUAUCAACUUUGUAUGUGUCAAAAUGGACGAGUUUUUCUUGCUGAAGCAGACGGUAUAUGUUCUGCAACAUCAGACGUUUGCAAUUCCUGAUAAGCUGCAGAGAAUUUAUUCAUCAUCAUAUGGAUACCGGUACAUGCAGUUUAUUUAAAUCAUCAGAGAUUGGAGUUUGUGUAAUUUUAAGAGGGUGUGAUUUUGAUUAGAAAUUUCUUUCAGUGAAAUAUAUUUUUGUUGAAGUGAGUAGGAACGAUCAACAAGACGAAGCUCAAUUCUAAUAAUUAUCAGUAAAAAGUAGUUCGUGUAGAAAAUAUGUUGUGAUGUGUCAACUAUUUAAACAAUGUGUACUUGAUGUUCAAAUAUUAUAAUUCAAUAUGGUGGACAGUUGAAGACGUUCUUUAAGUGACUUAUUGUGAAAUAUCAUGCAUUCUACUCUAUUAUUAUAUGUAUAACCAACAUUAUCACACUCCAAGACAUUAAUAUAUCAUAAUAAUCUUAAUACCUAGGGCAGACGAGGAUAUUCUUUCGCCCAAUCAUGCCAAUUUUUUUAUAAGCGUUGAAAACAUCGCCUGUGUGCCUGGUCACGGCGACGACGAUUCUGCUCGCCGAACCAUUCACCUAUAUCUAGCAUGUAAGAUAUUUUCGGCCGAAUAUUUACGCAAGCGAUCGAUUCGCCUGCAUAUUCGCUUGUCUGCCUGUGUCCAGCUUAUAUUGUUGAAUGAACCAUUUUCUUAAGCAAUCGGAGACAUCAUUGAUAUCACAUGAUCUCAAAAUGGCUUCCUCCACUGCCGAAGCGUGGAUUCUGACGAAAGAAGAAUUGGUGAUUCUUUGGUCAGAGGCCUUGCCUGUUUGACGUCAUGAUUCCAGAGUUUUAGAAGCAAAUAAAUAGCUACCUGAGCCAGCUUACGUUUUAAGCGAUUCGUCAUUUUGUACAAGUCACGUGAUGGACGUAAUUUACUUGCAGAGUGGCAUACGCUCUCGUGACGAUCGCUAUAUAUGUGCCUGCUAGUGAUCAACUGUAAACAAUCACUGCGAUCAGGAACUAGCAACUGGGUGAGCACACUAGGCGGUUUUUUGACGUUUCAUUUUCUACAACAGAAAUCGCUGAUGUUGUUGUGUAGUGUGCACUAGGCUUUAGUUCAAAAACAAAAUAGGCGUUUAUUUAAUGUGAUGGGAAAAGUUUGUUUGUCAGUUGGUUUACUGAUUUCAUUAAACAUGUCAACUGUUAGCUAUAUCUGUGGAUAUAAAAUUUUAAAUAUAGACCAACAACCACACCACUUGAAAAUCAAAUCAAAAACAAAUUUAAUCAUAUCAACAUUUUCAGUUGGUUUAAGUCCACUCCUACCGGACAAACAUAUGGUUCAAUUUUAUUUAGCAGUGGGAGAAAACCAGAGGACCCGGAGAAAACCCACGAGGUUGUCCAAGCGACCCUACUCCUUGUCAAGUACAACCACGCAUGUUGACUCAAUGACAGACCUUAUGAUAGAAUGUGCAUGCACUAACCAUUCGGCCAUCCAACCCCACCACAGUUUGUCAGUGAAGGGGCAAGGAGAAUUAGGGACUAAUUGUAGCAAUAAUAAAAUUAGUGAAAUAACUGAGAUCUAGAUUUAGUAUAGGGCUCUUAUUAAUGUUUUGUAUGAUCUCACCUAGUAUAGAUUUCAUUAAGUGCAAUUUCAUUUCUCCGUCCUUUCUCAAAUGUGCCAAUUUUUCAAUUUAUUUAAUUUUUUAAAUUAGAUUUUUCACUUAAGUUUUUAACUCAUAUACACUGUUGGUCUUUCAUACUGAGAUUAAUGUACUCUUGUUUCAUAUAGCUUAUAUUAGACUUUUCAUUUCUUAUUUUAUAUACAUGUAUUAGAGUUUUAUUUCAUGUAAAUCUAUGUGAAAAUAUAUGUAUUAUUAUUACAAAAAUUGGUUCAUUUCUAUUCUUCA
This is a messenger RNA of Patella vulgata (common limpet), 3116 nucleotides long. RefSeq names its product zeta-sarcoglycan. The transcript has 8 exons. The record is from RefSeq and is a predicted model, not a curated record. Gene Ontology annotation, cellular component: sarcolemma; sarcoglycan complex. Gene Ontology annotation, biological process: cardiac muscle tissue development; heart contraction. NCBI's taxonomy places the organism in Eukaryota, Metazoa, Mollusca, Gastropoda, Patellidae. The coding region runs from base 402 to 1283 and encodes 293 amino acids.